Opisthorchis viverrini is the source of this 1695-nucleotide messenger RNA. RefSeq lists its product as hypothetical. The transcript is spliced from 7 exons. Gene Ontology annotation, molecular function: phosphatase activity. NCBI's taxonomy places the organism in Eukaryota, Metazoa, Platyhelminthes, Trematoda, Opisthorchiida, Opisthorchiidae. The record is from RefSeq and is a predicted model, not a curated record. Bases 86 to 1564 code for a protein of 492 amino acids. Gene Ontology annotation, cellular component: cytoplasm; nucleus. Gene Ontology annotation, biological process: DNA damage response.
UAGGCCAUUCUUUGCUAACCGAGUACUUCCGUUUGCAGACUUAAUUGUAAAUUUACUCGGCGCGACUAGUUUUUCUUUUUACUUGAUGGAUGAGCUAGCCCCAAGGUUGGACUUCAAACACAGUGCUUUUGCGCGGCAUACUAUCAGGCACCGUUGGCCCGUCAUACUUGCACAGUUGAUUGACUCCGUCUACCGUAACCGAGUUCGAUACCAGGAGGAUGAAGGGAUUGACCCAGAAAAGCUCAAAUCAUUGACUGGAUGUAUUGGUCAGUUGCGUUAUGAGGUGACCACGGAUAAGCCCAUUACAUUACUGUCCUCAGUUCUUCCUAACUGCAGUGAGGAGCUGGAAGUGUGGAAUAGCCGACUGCACGCAAUUGGUGUUAAACUUACAGGCAAGGACGAUCUAAAGGGAGCAACGUCACAACACCCCAGUUGGCACAGUUUGCCAUGGUUGUUCACAGAGUGUUAUUUGUAUCGGCGGAUUAUGGAUCAUGUGUUUCACCAUGGGUUACUUUCUUUCGAUCCGUUUGCGGCUAAGAAACAUUCUGGCCUUAAGGGAUCAGUUGCACUGCUGGAACAGCUGCUGCGGUUCCUGUCACUGUUGGAGGACACGUGCGGCUACACUUCCGAUGAAGAGAUAUUUGAAACGUUUUUCCAAGCGGCGCUAUGGGCGAAUGAAUUUGACCUGUCGCUGCAUGCAAAAGAAGAACACCACGUUGGUGGGACGAGCGAUCUUCCCACUCAUAUACGGCGAAUGCUUGAACGCAUGGUUGUGAACGAUACCCAUGAGCUAUGGCGAUUCUGGACAAACAGGAUGAAAGGUCCAUCUUCGGUAUCCUUCAAACAAGAACAUAUCACUUCAAUCGUUUUGGACAACGCAGGUCCCGAACUCGUGGCCGACCUGUGCCUUGCGGAGUUUCUCAUUCGGAGUCAACUAACUUCCAAGGUUGUUUUCUAUCCCAAGUGUAUACCUUGGUUCGUUUCUGAUGUGACGGCGGCAGAUGUUGACUGGCUGCUAAAAAUGGACGGAGCGGUGCAAAACCCGCGGAUUUUUCGUUCGANUGAAUUUAUCGUUCGAAAUUCCACGUUUUGGACGCUUCCAUGUGAUUUCGCCGAAUUGGCGGCGAAUGAGCGGACGCUGUGCGACGCGCUUACGCAGUCAGACGUGGUAGUUUUCAAGGGUGAUCUAAACUAUCGAAAACUUGUUGGCGACAGGUCAUGGACUCCAGACAACCCACAACACAAACUCAAUGCAUUCCGGGCUAUGCAACUCGGUCGAACAGUCUCCUCAGACGGUCUUAUUGAUUGCAAAUGUACACCUGUUUCGGAAAGUAGGUCGGAUAGUCGCAAGCACCCGCUCGGUGCUCCUGUUGAUUGCCGGUGUCACAACGAGGACAGUACAUCGUCUCCGCCGUUGGUGAUCGCCUUGCGCGUGGCCAAGGCAGAUGUUGCUGUUGGGCUCAGUCCUGAAAUGUUACGAAAAGUUACAACGGAAUCUUCCGAUUGGUGGACUCUCGGUCGAUACGGCUUCGUACAACUUAUCAGUCCACUGUACUUUGGGUGAUGCUGUCACACUCAUUUUUCCUUUCUGAUGUGCGCGCGUUCGUCCCAUGCCUUUCUGCUUCCUACUCACCAGUUAUUUACUAUAUCAGAAUGAUGCCGAAGUUUUUUUUGUAUUGAUAAACGAUAUCUACC